AUGGCAAGAGAGGACACUGGACAGACCUGGUGCACCUUCACGUAUAUGUUUUAUAUACCCUGUGAAACUGUUGUGUUUCCACAGGAGCUUGAGACCCUUGACAAUGGGAAGCCCUAUGCUGUUGCCUAUGCAGUGGAUCUGCCCACAGUAGUGAAAGUUCUCAGAUAUUAUGCAGGCUGGGCCGACAAAUGGGAGGGAAAGACCAUCCCCAUCGAUGGAGAUUAUUUCUGCUACACUAGACAUGAACCCGUCGGAGUCUGUGGACAGAUCAUACCGUGGAACUUCCCUCUGCUGAUGCAGGCGUGGAAACUUGGCCCUGCCCUGGCAACUGGUAACACUGUGGUGAUGAAGGUCGCAGAGCAGACGCCGCUCACUGCGCUUUAUGUAGCCAGCCUAAUCAAAGAGGUGGGUUUUCCUGAAGGUGUUGUGAAUAUCCUGUCUGGCAUGGGACCAACAGCUGGUGCUGCCAUUGCAAGGCACAUGGAUGUCGACAAGGUGGCUUUUACUGGAUCCACAGAGGUGGGUCAUCUGAUCCAACAGGCUUCAGGCAGCAGCAACCUGAAGAAAGUCACUUUGGAGCUGGGAGGAAAGAGCCCCAACAUCAUCCUGUCUGAUGCUGACAUGGAGUACGCUGUGGAGCAGUCCCACUUUGCUCUGUUUUUCAACCAAGGCCAGUGUUGCUGUGCUGGCUCUCGAACGUAUGUCCAAGCUGAUGUGUACGACGAGUUUGUGGAGCGCAGUGUGGAGCGAAUACUUUUUUGCUUUCAUGUCUCUCUUGUUUUGCAGAUUUUUGGUCCAGUGAUGCAAAUCUUGAAGUUUAAAAACCUCGAGGAGGUCGUGACGAGAGCCAACGACACAAAAUAUGGGCUUGCAGCCGCCGUGUUUACUAAGGACAUCGAUAAGGCCAACUAUGUGUCCAGUGGACUUCGUGCUGGCACAGUCUGGAUCAAUUGCUACGACGUGUUUGGGGCUCAGGCUCCGUUUGGAGGCUACAAGGCUUCAGGUGUCGGCAGAGAGCUGGGCCAGUACGGCCUGGACAACUACACAGAAGUUAAAACGGUGACCAUCAAGGUGCUGCAAAAGAAUUCUUAGACGUGUGCAGUGAGACGAGACGACAGCUGACUGAAGAAGCUGCUGAGAAGAUGUCAGACGGAGAAACUGUCCUGUGCUACACAAACCGUACGAACCUGCUGAAGCGAGGUGGAAUCUGUGCUGUGGAUUCAAAAAAUCACCUCCCCACUUAAAGCUUGAUCUCAGUGACAUAUGUUAGUGAAUGAAAUCACCAAACUCGAUUACAGUUUUCAGUCAUGGCUCAGAUCAAAGACUAGAAUCAGAAUUUGAUCGUGUUGUAUGUAGAGACCAAGGUCUGUGGACCUUUCUCUCAUUUUUCAUAAUAAACUGAUUUGAGUCAC
This is a messenger RNA of Neolamprologus brichardi, 1412 nucleotides long. The record is from RefSeq and is a predicted model, not a curated record. Lineage: Eukaryota; Metazoa; Chordata; Actinopteri; Cichliformes; Cichlidae.